Epithele typhae is the source of this 1392-nucleotide messenger RNA. RefSeq lists its product as uncharacterized. Gene Ontology annotation, molecular function: protein binding. The record is from RefSeq and is a predicted model, not a curated record. NCBI's taxonomy places the organism in Eukaryota, Fungi, Basidiomycota, Agaricomycetes, Polyporales, Epitheliaceae. The coding region runs from base 1 to 1392 and encodes 463 amino acids. The transcript has 7 exons.
AUGGAGAGGGGGCCUUACAAGCUGGAGGAUUUGACGGCGCUGCGACACCCAGACCCAGGCUUGGUGACCCAGCAGGAGAUCAAGGACCCCCGUCUCCAGCUCAUGGGAAGCUGGAAGAAGAUACGCGUGAAGGGCAUCGCCCCUCGUCAGGGGUUUGCGAGUUUCGUCUGGAACAGUCGCUUAUACGUGCUUGGUGGGGAGAAAAACGCGCUCCCGGGACCCUGGUACCGCGACUUCCACUACAUAGACCUCAAGGACCCUGAGGCAGGCUGGCGCGCCCUUCCCGCCUACCCCGUCUCCCCCGAGCGUCGACCCCCGAACGCGCGGGCGUACUUCCUCCACGGCCGCUCGACGCUCGACGUCUUCGACCUGCGCACGGACACGUGGUCGCAGGUGAAAACGAAGAUGGCGCCCGGCUCGGGCCCGUGGCCGCUCGAGUCGAGCUACAACGACUUCUGCAUCGCCCUCGUCCGCAGGACGCUCUUCGUCUUCGGCGGGACGACGAACUGGGCGCUCGGCGGAACAUGCUCCUCGCGCUCGACCUCGACACCACCUCUGGACGCGCCUGGGCGGCCAUCCCGAGGGGGCGUGCAGCCCGACUUUGGGUGGCCGGGGCCGCGCAAGCACGCGAUGAUGUGGGCCGACGCGGCCAAGGAGAAAUUGUGGAUGAUGUACGGGGAGGCGGACCGCGCGGGCGCGAUGCAGUUGGGGCAGAUGCAGCACGCCGCGAACGAGUCCUACGUGCACAGCGACUGCUGGUCGUGGGACAUCGCGCGCCGGGAAUGGCAGCAGGAGCGCAUCAACGGGAACCCGCCGUGCCCGCGCGCGGAGGCGGGGGUCGCGCAUAACGAGAAGCUGGGCAAGGUCGUCGUGUUCGGCGGGUACAACGCGGCGGUGCCGACGCUCCACGACAGACGCUUCUACUUCCACUUCUCGUACUACGCCGACACCUUCGUUCUGGAGACGAAGCCCGCCGACAACUCGCCGCCGUACUGGCGGCAGGUCAUCACGCGCGGGUGGCCCACGUACCGCGCACAGUGCAAGCUGGUCGCCGACCCCGACACCGGGGAGAUGUACCUCUUUGGUGGGUACACGAACUCGGAGUAUAUCAAGGGACGCCGAGACGUGAUCACCCGACCGUAUGGCGACCUGUGGCAGCUGAGGCUCGACGUCCCCGGCGGAGGCUUCGAGGACGUCGACCUCGCGGAGGAGACGCGCAGCGCGCGUGCGGGUCCUUGGAGACGCUGCUUCGGAUGUGGAGCCGGAGGACCUGGUGCGGGGCUGAAGAAAUGCGCAGGUGGCUGCGCGGGAAAGGCUGUUUUCUGUGAUGCAGAGUGCUUAAAGCAAGGGUGGAAGGAGCAUAAGGAGAAGGACAAGUGCAAGAAGCUGUGA